Molecule: messenger RNA, 1346 nt
Organism: Dioscorea cayenensis subsp. rotundata (Guinea yam)
Lineage: Eukaryota; Viridiplantae; Streptophyta; Magnoliopsida; Dioscoreales; Dioscoreaceae
Product: UDP-glucuronic acid decarboxylase 6
Exons: 13
Coding region: 136-1176 (346 amino acids)
Biological process (GO): D-xylose metabolic process
Cellular component (GO): cytoplasm
Molecular function (GO): UDP-glucuronate decarboxylase activity; NAD+ binding
Source: RefSeq, a predicted model, not a curated record
AAACCCUGGAAUUUCCCAAAAUUUCUCACAAAUUUGAGAUUUUUUUCUCUCAAUAAAGGUAAGAAUUCUUCGGAUUUUUCAUCCACAUCGGUGAAUUGGGAAUUCGAGAUCUCGAUUUGUUUGAGAUCAAGAGCAAUGGCGAAGGAAUCUACCAAUGGGGACAAUCACUCUGUGACUAAGCCUCCUCCAACUCCUUCCCCUCUACGAUUUUCCAAGUUUUUUCAGUCAAAUAUGCGAAUCUUGGUGACUGGGGGUGCUGGCUUCAUUGGAUCUCAUCUGGUUGACAAAUUGAUGGAGAAUGAGAAGAAUGAGGUUAUUGUUGCUGAUAACUUUUUCACUGGGUCAAAGGACAACCUUAGGAAAUGGAUUGGCCAUCCAAGAUUUGAGCUCAUCCGACAUGAUGUCACUGAACCCUUGCUAGUUGAGGUUGAUCAGAUCUAUCAUCUUGCUUGCCCUGCAUCUCCAAUUUUUUACAAAUACAAUCCUGUGAAGACAAUAAAGACAAAUGUCAUCGGCACCUUGAACAUGCUGGGUCUUGCAAAGCGUGUUGGAGCUAGGAUCUUGUUGACGUCAACUUCUGAGGUUUAUGGUGAUCCUCUUGAGCAUCCCCAAAAGGAGGAGUACUGGGGAAAUGUUAACCCAAUUGGAGUCAGGAGCUGCUAUGAUGAGGGAAAACGUGUGGCAGAAACUUUGAUGUUUGAUUACCACAGGCAACAUGGCAUAGAAAUCCGAAUUGCUAGAAUUUUCAAUACUUAUGGACCAAGAAUGAACAUUGACGAUGGCCGUGUUGUCAGCAACUUUAUUGCUCAAGCAAUCAGGGGUGAAACACUAACCGUUCAAGCUCCGGGAACACAAACUCGUAGUUUCUGUUAUGUUUCUGACAUGGUGAAUGGCCUAAUCCGGCUGAUGGAAGGAGAAAGCACAGGUCCCAUUAACAUAGGAAAUCCAGGUGAAUUCACAAUGAUGGAGCUUGCCGAGACUGUGAAGGAGCUGAUUAAUCCGUCCGUGAGUGUGACAAUAGUCGAGAACACACCAGACGAUCCGAGGCAAAGGAAGCCGGAUAUCACAAAAGCGAAGGAGUUGCUCGGAUGGGAGCCGAAGGUUAAACUGAGAGACGGCCUGCCUCUCAUGGAAGAGGAUUUCCGUCACAGGCUCGGCGUGCCGAAGAAUGCUUGAAUCCAAUCAUCCAAGUUCCUUCCAGUUCUAUAAAUGUCAUCAUUUGAUCAUCUUUAGAAUAAAUGCUUGGAUAUCAUCCCUCAUUUCUUUUUUGUUUUUUUUUUCCCCUUCAAAUUUUCUGAUUGAAUUUAUCAUCCUAUCCAAAAUUAUGAAGAAGAGAUUUAUUUCUU